Cucurbita maxima (winter squash) is the source of this 1345-nucleotide messenger RNA. RefSeq names its product transcription factor MYBS1-like. Gene Ontology annotation, molecular function: DNA binding. Bases 232 to 1161 code for a protein of 309 amino acids. The record is from RefSeq and is a predicted model, not a curated record. NCBI's taxonomy places the organism in Eukaryota, Viridiplantae, Streptophyta, Magnoliopsida, Cucurbitales, Cucurbitaceae. The transcript is spliced from 2 exons.
AUGAAGAUGACAAAGAACAUGUCACUUCAACUCCCCAAAUAGUGGUCCUCUCUUAAUUGAGAGUUUCACCACUCACCUCCUUCCCUUGCCCUACACCACAUCCUUCACUCUUCUCUCUCCUCUAUCCUUUGCCCUCCAAAAACCAGACUCUUCCCCCAGAAAACUGAACAAUCCAGCAUGCUUUAAUCCAUUACCAUUUCCACUCCUGGGUUUACCAAACAUCGCUGCACCAUGUCAACUGGAUCAGCUGCCUGGACCAAAGAAGAAGAUAAAGCAUUUGAAAAUGCCAUAGCUACGCAUUGGGAUGCUCCAGAAUUGGAAGGGAAGGAGUCUGAAGAGAUGUGGGAAAAGAUUGCUUCAAUGCUUCCAACCAAGAACAUGGAAGACUUGAAACAACACUACCAAAUGCUGGUUGAAGAUGUCGGUGCCAUUGAGGCCGGCCAAGUUCCCAUUCCAAAUUAUGCUUCUGUUGGAGAAGAAACAACUAAUGCUUCUACUAAGGACAAGGAUCGUCAUCUUCAUCCUCAUGGGGCCACUGGCUCUGAUACUAAUAAAAGACCCAAUUCAGGUUUUGGAAGUGGGUUUUCUGGGCUCUCCCACGACUCGUCUUCCCAUGCCACAAAGGGCGGAUCCAGGUCCGAACAAGAAAGAAGGAAAGGGAUCCCAUGGACGGAGGAAGAACACAGGUUAUUUCUACUGGGUCUAGACAAGUUUGGGAAAGGGGAUUGGAGAAGCAUUUCAAGAAACUUUGUUAUAUCCAGGACACCGACACAAGUGGCAAGUCAUGCACAGAAAUAUUUCAUUCGAUUGAACUCAAUGAACAGAGAUAGAAGAAGAUCAAGCAUUCAUGACAUUACCUCAGUUAAUAACGGUGGUGGCGACGUCAUGGCCCAUCAAGCUCCGAUCACCGGCCACCAGACGAACGGCAUGAACCAGAAUAAUCCACCGGCUUUGGGGCCACCAGGGAAGCACCGCCCUCAGCAACAUCUGCCCGGAAUAGGGAUGUACGGGGCACCAGUUGGGCAUCCAGUAGCGACUCCUCCGGGGCACAUGGCAUCGGCAGUUGGCACUCCGGUGAUGCUUCCUCAUGGGAUCCAUCCCCAUCCUCCUUAUGUAAUGCCAGUAGCUUAUCCAAUGGCUCCUCCACCAAUGCACCAAUGACAAUUCUUUUUUCCAUCUUUCCUUUCUGUAGUUAGAUUUUUGUAUUCAUGGAUCAAAAUAAGAAAGUUGAGGCAUAACAAAGAAGAACAAAGGGAAAGUUCACUACUUUUCAACUUUUACCUUCACUAUGAUCCAUCCCCAACCAUGUUGUGGAGAGAAUACAACAGUAUAGAGAUUUGAGAAA